Messenger RNA from Aureobasidium musti, 1542 nucleotides. The record is from the annotation of a GenBank genome assembly. NCBI's taxonomy places the organism in Eukaryota, Fungi, Ascomycota, Dothideomycetes, Dothideales, Saccotheciaceae.
GCAAAGAUGGCAGGACACCACGACCCCAAGCUGCUAUACACGAUCGCCAAUGUCAAGGCAUACCACAUCCAGGGUGGAGAAGAGCAGGACUUGACCCCGUCUGGCCCUCAAACGCUGUCUCUGUUGAUGGUGCCCACCUCGUCGCCCUUCUCAGACCUGUCGUCGACCAUCCCGCAGAAUGAAAUGCCCGAGAACGACUUCUACCUACACCUCAACCUGCCCCCAGAGCUAGACUUGCCCAUGCCAGCCACCACUCAAGUCUACCAUCAGCCUCCACAUUCAUACCUGAUCCCUCGCUGGGAUCUAGGCGCUGACAGCGGCAUCUUCACUCGCAUCACCUUUGACAAGAACAUCUCACCCGAGGACCACGAUACAUUCGAGACCAUUCUGGCACAAUGCACUGCUUUCCUUGAGCGUGCUGCUCCACCCAAGCCCUCCCGUCCUCUGGAACAAUAUGACCCAAGAGAUUAUGCUCCUGGCGGCAGAUACCACGACGCCAAGGGCACUGGACACGGUCAAGUCGUCCUUGUCGACGAAGAUAAUGGCAGCAUCAUUGGCGAAUUGGCUGGUGAUGCACACAUCGUCGAAGACUCGACCCUCAACCAAGGAACCAAGAUCGAGAUCGAAAUCUCUGCUGAUGGAAAACGUAUCAGCGUCAUGCCAAUCAGCGAAGAGUACCUACAGAUGGCCCGUCAUCCUGCUUACAAAGAUAGCGGCAUGGUCCAGCAUGCUGCAACCGCCUCUCGCUUCAUCGUCACCUCUAGCAGCCGUCUUGGUAACAUCUUGACUGCCGGUGCCGAGAACUUCACCCAGAAGACCAAGCCUACCGCUAAGCCCAUGGAAUUCAGCCCUGCUGCUCACGAACGUGUCCGCAAGAUCAACGCUUUUACCAAUAGUGCCGCUGGCUUGUCUGCAAAGACCGUUGGUCAGGCGAGCAAGUACGCUCAGAACCUAGGUGCCAGAUUCGGCGGCAAGAAUGAAGACCGCUACAAGAAGGGCUUCGACGCCAAUGGCAAGCCUCUCUCUCAGGACCAGUACAAGCCAGGUCUUCUCAACAGAAGCAUGAUCGCCUUCUCCACUAUCGCUGAUGGUUUAGCCACCAGUGGUAAACACCUACUUGAACAAAGUGGCUCUGCUGCAACAACCGUUGUUGGUCACCGCUACGGCGCAGAAGCCGGAUCUAUUACUUCCAGUCUCGCCGGUGGUGUCAAGAACGUCGGUCUUGUCUACAUUGACGUAACGGGUGUCUCUCGUCGUGCAGUCCUCAAGUCAGUCGCCAAGGGAAUGGUCGUGGGCAAAGUGCGCAACGGCGGACAAGUCAUUGUUGGAGGUGGAGACGGCGGUGUUGUCGAAGAUGAAGACAUGAGAAAGGCUGGUCUCAAGAGUGAUGGACAGCCUGCUCAAGGCCCUGGCUAUGGCAACAUCGGCAGCGUCGAAGGUUACGGCAUGCAGAGCGGCCCACCUGCAUAUGAAAGUGGUGUUGGCGAGUCUCUUGCCGGCCAACCCGCACCGCAACGCGACGUCAAGGGUAAAUACGCAUGA